AUGCCAGAGGAGCGCAAAAGCUUGCUGGACCGCAUACGGCACUUUACUCCAUCGUGGUUUGCUGUGACGAUGGGAACUGGGGUGGUUGGGAUACUGAUCUACAAUUUGCCCUACGGCAAUGAUAAAGCACGCCAUCUGGUCUCGCUUGCAUUCCUCAUUCUCAAUUCGGUGCUCUUUGCCGCAUUCACCCUUAUUUCGGCACUCCGUUACAUAAUAUUCCCAGGCAUUUGGUCACUCAUGAUCCGUGAGCCAACGCAGAGUCUCUUUCUGAGCUGCUUCCCUAUGUCACUAUCAACUGUCAUCAGCGCGAGUAUUUCGCUGUCAUUGCACCGAGACAUCCCUGGCCUCAUCCCUUUCCUGUGGAUUCUUUGGUGGAUCAAUGUCAUGCUCUCCAUGCUGAGUGGGAUCGGCCUCCCUUAUUUGAUGAUCACCCGACACAAGCUACAGUGGGAGCAUCACAAUGCCACUUGGCUGCUUCCUGUUGUCCCUAAUAUCGUCUGUGCUUCGUGCGGAGGUGUUUUUACCAACGCCCUGAUCGAUAGCGAUCCAUAUAAAGCAAAGCUCACUGUAGCUACGUCUCUUAUGAUCCUCGCCAUGGGACUGUGCACGUCAAUCAUGAUUGCUACAACCUAUGUCUUUCGACUCUUUGCACAUGGUUUUCCCUCAGCCGGCCUAGUCGUUUCGUUGUUGAUUCCCCUUGGGCCCUGCGGACAAGGUGGAUACGCGCUGCUGUUGCUUAGUAAUCACCUUGCGACUCUGAGUUCGAGCCUGGGUAUCGAUGGCGCAUUCUAUGGAAAGGUUUUUAUUGUACUAGGGGCCAGCGGUGCAUUGACGUUAUGGUCAAUCGGGCUGUGGUUUGGAAUCAUCGCGACAAUCGGUUUGGUCGAAGCCGCGAUUCGAUAUAGAAUUCCAUUUAGAAUCAAUUACUGGGGAACCAUCUUCCCAACUGGCGUUUAUUCGUUGCUUACCAUGCAGCUGGGACACAAUUUGGACGUCAGUUUUUUCCGUAUAAUUGGUACGAUUUUCUCUACCAUCACUGGCCUCCUUUGGCUUGGAAUCGCUAUCAAGACGUGCUAUCACACCUUUGAAGGUAGUAUCUUCCACGCACCAUGCUUGGACGACACGCCCAAUACGCGACCGUGGAGAAAGCAUUCACCAGAAGACACUCAGGUUGAAUUAACGCAGGUCAAUGGCGGGCAGCAGCUAUAG
Serendipita indica DSM 11827 is the source of this 1209-nucleotide messenger RNA. NCBI's taxonomy places the organism in Eukaryota, Fungi, Basidiomycota, Agaricomycetes, Sebacinales, Serendipitaceae. The record is from the annotation of a GenBank genome assembly.